Molecule: messenger RNA, 3391 nt
Organism: Cricetulus griseus (Chinese hamster)
Lineage: Eukaryota; Metazoa; Chordata; Mammalia; Rodentia; Cricetidae
Source: RefSeq, a predicted model, not a curated record
AUUGGCUGCAGGAACUAAGCUGUAGCAGGCAGUGGUGCCCGGGGCUGGCCCAGGCAUGUAAAUGGAGCCUGAACUGGGCGGAACAAGCCAGUGUGGCAGUGGUGGCAGCAGGCAGCCUCUGAUGCUCCCAUGAGUUGAAGAAAAAGGAUCUUUAUGCCUUCCAGAAGGAAGCUCAUUCUGCGAGGCUGAGGAAACAAAGGGAAGAAUUGUGUGUCACUCUAGUCCAGACGUCUCAAACAAACAGUUCCCUGCAGUCCACCGGGGAUGGUAUGGUGCCCUUCUCACUUCUCCUAAGGUCCCAUCUUCCCUCUGCCAUAAGGAGUCUACCAAAGGCAGCGCACAUCAGAAACACAUCCAGCAUGACUGAAGGACUCCAACCAGCUAGUGUGGUGGUCCUACCCAGAUCCCUAGCACCAGACUUUGAGAGCUUCUGCCAAGCCAAUCGUGGCCCCCUGCCCCUGCUGGGCCGCUGUGAGCCAGAGAAGGUGCUGCCUCGCCUGAGCACGGUCCCCGACAUAAGGGCCAUCUGUCCACAGUUUCAGAAAUACGAGUUUGGUGCUCUCACGGGCAUCCUGGCCUCACUGGAAGAGUACUCAGAGCAGCUGGAGGACAUGGUGAUCUUCACCAUAGACUGCAGCUUCUCCAUAGAAGAGGCCUUGGAGCAGGCAGGGAUCUCCAGAAGAGACCCAGCAGGUCCCAGCCACGCAGGCGCAUACAAGACAACAGUGCCAUGUGCCGCCAUUGCUGGCUUCUGCUGCCCUCUGGUGGCCACAAUGAGACCCAUUCCCAAGGACAAGCUGGAAAGGCUAUUGCAGGUCACUCACUCCCUGGGAGGACAGCAAGGACAGCCCAUCCACAUUGGAGACCCAGAACUUUUGGGAAUCAAGGCACUUUCCAAACCUGACUAUGGGAAUUAUGUGGAAUGUGAGCCCGAGGACGUCCCAGUGUUCUGGCCUUCACAGCUGACCGGUCUGGAAGCAGUCAGCAGCUGCAAGGCUCCACUGGCUUUCUCCAGCACUCCAGGCUGCACUGUGAUGAUCCUGAAGGACACCGUGUCUCCAGCCAGUUGUCUGAUUCCCGAGAUGGUUCCAGAAGUCCACGCCAUUUCCAAAGACCCUUUGCACUACAGCAUAGUGUCAGCUGCUGCUGUUCAAAAGAUUAGAAAACUAGAGUCCAUAAUCGGCAUAGACCCAGGUAACCGGGGAAUCGGGCACCUGCUAGGUAAAGAUGAGCUGCUGCGGGCUGCUCUGUCACUGUCUCAUGCCCACUCAGUACUAGUCACCACUGGAUUCCCCACACAUUUCAAUCAUGAGCCCCCAGAGGAGACAGAUGGCCCACCGGGAGCCAUUGCUUUAGCCGCCUUCCUGCAGGCUCUGGGGAAGGAGACCUCCAUGGUGGUAGACCAGAGAGCCUUGAACUUGCACACAAAGCUUGUUGAAGAUGCUGUUAAACAAGGUGUUCUGAAGACACCAAUCCCCCUGCUAACUUACCAAGGCAAGUCAGUAGAAGAUGCUCAGGCAUUUUUGUGCAAAGAUGGGGACCCCAAGUCUCCUAGAUUUGACCAUCUGGUGGCCAUAGAGCGUGCAGGAAGGGCUGCCGAUGGCAAUUACUACAACGCGAGGAAGAUGAACAUCAAACACUUAGUUGACCCCAUCGAUGACAUUUUCCUUGCAGCACAAAAGAUUCCUGGAAUCUCAUCAACUGGAGUGGGUGAUGGAGGCAAUGAACUUGGCAUGGGCACUGUCAAGGAGGCUGUGAAGAAGUACAUAAGAAAUGGAGAGGUCAUUGCCUGUGACGUGGAAGCCGACUUUGCUGUCAUUGCUGGUGUUUCUAACUGGGGAGGCUAUGCCCUGGCCUGUGCACUAUACAUUCUGAACUCAUGUGACAUCCAUGAACGUUACCUCAGGAGGGCAGUCGGGCCUUCCAGGGUGGCUGUGGAGCAGAGCUGGACUCAGGCCCUGCCAUCUGUCGCUAAGGAAGAAAAAAUGUUGGGCAUCCUGGUGCAGAACCAAGUCCGGAGUGGAGUCUCGGGCAUCGUGGGCAUGGAAGUGGACGGGCUGCCUUUCUACGGUGUUCAUGAUGAGAUGGUCCAGAAGCUGCUGGAUGUCACCGCAGGGCACUUGUGACCCAUGUGUGGCUUGUGUGCAAAGUCCCUACCCAAUGACAAGCCUGUGUCCAGGCAGGAGGUCCAGAGGCAUUGAUUGCUCUAACUGCCCUUCAUUCCGGCUUCUUCAGGCCACCCUUGUGGUCUGCUCUGUUGUUUUUCUUUUGUAGCUGUUGCUGUCUUUUAAGUUAGGCUCUCCUAUUCAGCAACUGCAACUCCCCUGUUCCCAGCAAUGGCUAGGUGGUAGGUGGCUAGGCUGCAAGGCUGCAAGAGCCGAAGCCUGGGGGAAUUCUGUUCUCUCAGGCAUGACUCUUUCAAAUCUUGUAAGGAAACUUAUUUAAAUCUCUGUCCCACUAAAGAAAUCAAGAUUCAAAGAUUGAGGUAGAAUCCUGCUUCCCAGAGAGGCUGAAUAGCAAGCAGCUCACCUAGUUCACCUCUUCGAAUCUCCCAUGAAGUCUUCGUGCUUUUUCUCGAGCCCCCCUUAUAAACCCUUCUCCACCUGGCUCCUCCCUACAACUUCCUGUCAGCUAGUUGCUGACCCAGCCUCCUGCCCGCAGGUGAAUUUUAUUUAAUCAAACACACCUUUGCAUCACUAAACAAAUGUUCCAGAGCAUAAGCAAAAGCAAUGCACCUUACAAUAAUAUUUUACAACACUGCUCUGAGAACCUUUCUGCCUGCUUAAGAAAUAAUGUGUGACAGUUUACUGUAGGGCAGAGCAUAAGAAUAGGUAUUGCCAUGACCUGGGCUAAUUAAGAAAGGCUAGAGUGCCCACACAUGGAGUGCUGGGUUAAAACCCUGAGGCUUUGUACUCACCAUAACCAGCAAAACACUUAAGCCUUUGAAAUACGUUCUUUUUCUAAUAGUUUUCCAUUUACUGUUUGAAGGGGUCCCCCACAAGGUCCCUCCAGGCAUCACACCCACUGCCCCUCACCUCCAUUCACCCCAUUUCUUACACACCUGUCCCGGGUGCUAACUACUAUCCCUGGCCAGAUUCUUUGCCCUCUUUGUGUGAGAAGGAAGCCAUAUUUGCCCAUAGAGCCCAAAGGUGAGCCAGACCUGGCCAGAGCUCAGGCAGAUGAGCUCGUCCUGAUCUUGCACCACCUCCAACCCCCAAUCCUCAGCAAAAUCAGAAACUGAGCCACUGACCAUAUCCCGUUAUACACCUGUGUGUCAGGAUGACAGCUUGUGUGGGAUCUGAGCCUACAAAGUCUUAUUUCAUUUCUUUAAAUGUGUCUGGUAUAGUUCUUCAAGGGACACUCAUUGUGAAGAAGGAACACAUGGUAUAGA